AUGGCUUCCAACCUUCUACUCAUCGUCCUCCUCGUACUCUUCUCUCUCUCUGUAACUUCUGUAUAUUCUCUUUCCACAAGAGAUACUGUCUCAAAACAAGAAGAUGAAUCAUAUUUUAUGGCUAUGAGUGAUCAAGGAUCGUCGAUGAUCAAUGUUGAUGAUCUAGCGAAAGCUCGAAGUCUUCAGGCCCUAGUCGCUGGAUCAAAAGUGGUUAAGAAUAAAAAAUCUAAGAGCACUUCAACCAAGAGCACAAAACAAAAAAGGCUCAAAGUAUUGGACAAGAAAAAAUCAAGGGGUCAUCGGAAACUCAGACUUCAAAAACAGAGGACCAUGUCUAAAGAACAUCAUUGCAACCAUCACCUCCGGGCUGGCUAA
This is a messenger RNA of Arabis nemorensis, 375 nucleotides long. The record is from the annotation of a GenBank genome assembly. NCBI's taxonomy places the organism in Eukaryota, Viridiplantae, Streptophyta, Magnoliopsida, Brassicales, Brassicaceae.